AUGGAAAAACGGGCGGGGAGGAAAGCAGGGGGAGGAAGGAUGGAGGAGGGAGGGGGACGGAGGGAGGAAAGGGGGGAGGAAAGGAGGGAAGGGGGGAUGGAAAUAGCGGGGGGUGGGGGAGGGAGGGGGAAAGGAAAGGCGAGGAAGGAGGGAGGGGACGGAGGGAGGGAGGAAGGGAAAGGGAGGAUGGAGGGGAAAGGGGGAAGGAGGUGGAACGGAGGGGAGGAAGGAGGGAAGGAGGGGGAAGGAGGGAGGGGGGGGAGGGGAGGAGGCGAAAACAUGGGAAACACUCUCCCUUGA
This is a messenger RNA of Homalodisca vitripennis (glassy-winged sharpshooter), 300 nucleotides long. Its product is annotated as rRNA 2'-O-methyltransferase fibrillarin-like. The coding region runs from base 1 to 300 and encodes 99 amino acids. The transcript has a single exon. NCBI's taxonomy places the organism in Eukaryota, Metazoa, Arthropoda, Insecta, Hemiptera, Cicadellidae. The record is from RefSeq and is a predicted model, not a curated record.